AUGGCGGCGCCGGGGCUGCCGUUGCUUCUUCUUCUCGUCUUCGCCGGCGUUGUCCUGCUUCCAGUCCAUGGCCAGGCCGAUAACUUAGGUUUCAUAAGCAUCGACUGCGGCCUACCGGUGAGCGCCUCCGGCUACGUGGACAACGCCACCAAGCUGAGCUUCGUCUCGGACGACGGCUUCAUCGACGCCGGCACCAACUCCAACAUGUCGGCCGAGUACAUCACGCCGUCAAUGGCCAGGAGCUGGCACACCGUGCGCAGCUUCGCCGGCGCCAGCGCGCGGAACUGCUACACCCUCCGAACUCUCGUGUCCGGGCUCAAGUAUCUCAUCCGCGCCACGUUCAUGUACGGAAACUAUGACGGCCUCAACAGGGUGCCCGUCUUCGAUCUACACGUCGGCGUCAACUACUGGACCACCGUGAACAUCUCCGACGCCGACACACCGGUCAUGGUGGAGGUUAUCACUCUCAUCGCCGGCGACCGGCCGGCGCAGGUGUGCCUCGUCAACACCGGAUCCGGCACGCCAUUCAUCUCCGGCCUGGGCCUGAGGCCGCUCAAGGACUCGCUCUACCCGAUGGCCAAUGCGACGCAGGGCCUCGUCCUCCUCUCCAGGUCCAACCUCGGCACAGGUGACAGUAAAGUCAUCAGGUUCCCCGACGACCCACACGACCGCUUCUGGUUCCCGGAGAGCAAGCCGACGGAGUGGUCGGAGAUCGCGACGCCGUUGAAGGUGCAGCACUACGACAAUGACAACUUCGACGUGCCAUCGGUAGUGAUGCAGACGGCCGUCACGCCCAUGAACGCCUCUAAGCCUAUCGAGUACAGUUGGGACGCCGAGCCAAGUCCUAAGAACCCGGCGCCCGGGUACACGUGCAUCCUCCAUUUCUCCGAGCUGCAGCUGCUCCCACCCGGAGCCGCGCGGCAGUUCUACAUCAAUAUCAACGGCAUCCUCGCGCUCGACAACGGCUUCACGCCAGACUACCUCUACUCCGACCCCGUCCACAGCACCCGCGCCUUCCACGGCUUCCAGCAGUACACCGUCUCGCUCAACGCGACGCCCAACUCGACGCUCCCGCCCGUCCUCAACGCCAUAGAGAUCUUCUCCGUCCUUCCCACCACCGGCGUACCCACCGCCGCCCAGGACGUUUCUGCCAUCACGGCGAUCAGAGGCAAGUACCAGGUGAAGAAGAACUGGAUGGGAGACCCGUGUGUGCCUAAAAGUUUCGCAUGGAACGGAUUGGGUUGCAGCUAUGCUGUUUCCAGCCCACCGAGUGUCACAGGCUUGAAUCUAUCUUCCAGUGGUCUAACUGGCAACAUGUCAGCUUCUUUCGCCAGCCUCAAAGGUCUACAAUACUUGGAUUUGUCGCACAAUAAUCUGACGGGUUCAAUCCCUGGCAUCCUUUCGCAAUUGUCUUCACUCACAUUUUUAGAUUUGACGGCCAAUCAGCUUAGUGGAUCCAUUCCUUCUGGACUUCUGAAAAAAAUGCAAGAUGGCUCUCUAACACUUAGAUUUGGUAACAAUCCAGACCUCUGCAGCAAUGGUGAAUCCUGUCAGCCUCCUAAUAAGAAGAAAACCUCAAAGGUUGCCAUCUAUGUUGUUGUUCCGAUAGUGGCAGUUUUGGUUUUUGUGCUUUUGUUAGUACUACUCAUUUGCAUACUGAAGAAAAAGAAAGGAAGAGCACCAAGAAACAGCGUUAGGCCGCAAAACGAGACAAGCAUCGCACUGUCGCGCACUCGGGGAAGCAAUGGACACAGCUCGGUGUGCCUCGACAAUCGCCGGUUCACGUAUACUGAGCUGGAGGCCUUUACAGAUGAUUUCCGCCGAGAGAUCGGCCGAGGAGGGUUUGGGAAAGUCUACGAUGGCUUCUUGGAGGAUGGAACACAAGUGGCUGUCAAACUGCGGUCUGAAUCUUCAGAUCAAGGUGUACAAGAAUUCCUUGCAGAGGCUCAGACCUUGGCUAAGAUCCAUCAUAAGAAUCUCGUGUCCUUGAUUGGAUACUGCAAGGACAGGGAGUACAUGGCCCUUGUGUACGAGUACAUGUCUGAAGGUGCCCUACAUGAACAUCUUAGAGGGAAAGAGAAUAGUAUGAGAUGUUUAACAUGGGGGCAAAGACUUCAUAUCGCCCUGGAAUCCGCACAAGGACUUGAGUAUCUUCACAAAGGGUGCAACCCACCCCUCAUCCACAGGGAUGUGAAGACGUCAAAUAUCCUGCUAAAUGCAAACCUGGAGGCCAAGAUAGCCGAUUUUGGCUUACUCAAAGCUUUUGAUAGCGGCGGUGAUACUCAUGUUUCCACAGCUAGGGUAGUUGGCACACGUGGUUACCUUGCGCCCGAGUACCUAGCAACAUAUCAGUUGACCAGCAAAAGUGACGUGUUCAGCUUCGGCGUAGUGCUACUGGAGAUAGUCACAGGGCAAUCACAUCUCUUAAAUGACCCGGAGCAGACCAGCAUAAUCCAAUGGGUGCAACAACGUCUCACCCGUGGAAACAUCGAGAGUGUGGUGGACGCCCGCAUGAGUGGCAACUAUGAUGUCAACGGUGUUUGGAAAGUCGCCGACACGGCACUUAAAUGUACUGCUCAGUUGCCUGAGCAUCGACCCAACAUGACUGACGUUGUGGUACAGCUGCAAGAGUGCAUUGACCUCGAGGCCGCCCGAUGUGACGCGAAUGGCCGGUUUUACUCGGCAGGGAGCGGCGGCAACCCAAACAGAUAUAGUGGAUAUAACACUGAUAUUUCCAGUGAAGUGAGUCAGAGCAGUAUUGCAUUUGAGAUGGAGCGUUUGGGUAGAAUGCCAACAAUGUCUAAUGGUCCAGAUGUGAGGUGA
Molecule: messenger RNA, 2823 nt
Organism: Lolium rigidum
Lineage: Eukaryota; Viridiplantae; Streptophyta; Magnoliopsida; Poales; Poaceae
Product: putative leucine-rich repeat receptor-like protein kinase At2g19210
Exons: 12
Coding region: 1-2823 (940 amino acids)
Biological process (GO): protein phosphorylation
Molecular function (GO): ATP binding; protein kinase activity; protein binding
Source: RefSeq, a predicted model, not a curated record